This is a messenger RNA of Naegleria lovaniensis, 4149 nucleotides long. RefSeq lists its product as uncharacterized. Lineage: Eukaryota; Heterolobosea; Eutetramitea; Acrasida; Naegleriidae. Gene Ontology annotation, molecular function: ATP-dependent chromatin remodeler activity; ATP binding. The record is from RefSeq and is a predicted model, not a curated record. The transcript has 2 exons. The coding region runs from base 1 to 4149 and encodes 1382 amino acids.
AUGGCUCAUCAAAAUAUUGAUGAUUUACUGAAUGACGAUGAGCUCUUUAGUUUUAUAGACGAUAUAGUUCCCGGUGCUAAUGUGGCUUCAAGCACAGCACCUUCAAACAACAAGACUCUGAACACAACUACGACUACAACAAUGCCCAUGCCAUCAAAUAUGACGAAUAAGAAUAUUGGUGUUACCCAUAAUGUCAUUAUGAAUCAAGCUGCUUUCCGCAGCAUCAAUUCAAGUGGUAGUACUGGUAUCGGUAGCGGUGGUUUAAUGCCUACAGUUAUACGGAACCCUUCUCCUUCUUUCCAACAACCACAGUUACCACAAGUUACAACUCCACCUCGAUUGCCACCCAUUGUCAACACACCUACCAAUAAUAAUUCUACAACAACACCUUGUACACCUUUCUCACAAUCAACCACAGACCAAUUUUUGAACAUGUUAAAAGAUUUUCAAACAAAUCAGAAUCUUCCUCAAAAUCGAGGGAUCACACCACCUCCUCUUCCUUCAUCCCAAUCAAGCAUUACAAAUCCGUACUUUUUACAAAUUGCAAAUCUCAACAAGCAGCAACAAGCAAAGAGUGGUAUGGCAGUGAACAAUCCUCUCAUGUUCAUACAAGCGAGUACACCUCCAUCAAGUAGCAAGAGCUCUUCCACUAAAACCCCUCCCUCAAUACCUCCUCAAGCCAUUAUUGCUCAACUCUCCAAUUCAGCCUCAUCACAGUUUAAGGGAUUUUCCACGGUAAUUGGGGGUUUUUCUAACAACGCAGCAUCUAACAACUCAACAACACCUCUUAAAGGUUCAACAACUCCUCUCAGUACUUCUGUACCAUUUUCACUUGUGGGAAAUACGACACCUCCGUUCAUGCAAACCGGUUCUUCAUCAUCAGUCUCUUCUUCAUCAACUCCACCCAUGAUUCCUCCAAACUUCUUCUCUCAAGUUUCAUUGCCACCACCAGUGAUUACUCCUGUUCUUCCUUCAAGUACAAAGGGCUUGCUUGAGAUCUCUCUGACCAAGCCAGGUAAAAAGUGGCCAAAACUUUUAAGUGAAAUACAACGAGUGGAGGUACAAGCGACCAAUUUCGAACUUUGGAAAAAUUCGACUGCAUCUGACAUUUCUUCAAUUCGAUGCUAUGUUCCUGAUUUUGGAUCCGACUUUGACAGCUUUGAAGAUGACGAUUUUGAUGACGAUGACGAUGAUAUGUUUGUGGAUGGUGAAUAUUUCAAUAAUGUGGACGAAGAAUCGUUUGAUUUAAGCAAAUUUGAAAAAGUGAAAUCGCAAGGCGUGAAAAGAACAAGAUCGGGAGCCUCAAAAUCAUCCAACAAAAAUACACAUAAUUCAUGUGUGUAUUUAUUUUCCGCAAACAGAGAGCUUAUUGGCUACGUCUCAUCUAUGGAAUAUAAUGACUGUCUUGUGCCUCUAUCAAAACACAAAAUUAUCAUGGUCUCAGUCUCUAAUUCCAUUCUCGAGAGUACAGGUCGAUAUGUUAUUACUCUUAAAGUUUUUAUGGUCAAAAAGGCCUUGGUUUCUGAUAAGAAUUUAUUAGAAUCAAGUACGGAUUCCAAUGAAUCAAAUCUAUUUUCAGUCGCAAAUAUUGAACGCAUGUCUGAUGAACAGAUCCAAAUGUAUCAUGUACGAAAGAACUUUCUCAAAAAGCUGUUUGAUUUGUUGGAUAGAAAUUCUGGAGCUUCCAUACCAGUUACUGGCUCAUCUUCAUCUAUUAAUUUAGAGUUACUUGGAAAUAGCACGACAAAUUCCCAAUUUUCAAAAUUAAGAAAAACCGUUGGAUCAGAUGUGUCCUUACACAAGUCGAAGCAAGAGGAGGAAGACGAUCUGGAUGCAUUAGAUGACACUGAUUUGGAUGAGUAUAUCAUCCAAAAGCCAACAUCACAAAUGAAUGCAUCUUCGUCAUCUUUCCAUAACCUUUCUGACAUGGAGGGAGAAGGACUGGAUAAACAACUCGAAGAGCUCUAUGAAGAGAUUGAAAAGGUCAUUGUUGACGAUGAAAAUGCUGUCAAUACUGACGAUAAUUCUGAUGAUGAACCUGAAAUUAGUCAUCAUGCCAUAGAAAUUCCAGAAGACUCUCUGUUGACCUCAGAGCUUAGAAGUUAUCAAAAGACAGCCGUGAAAUGGAUGUUGAAACGUGAGCGUAUCGGAGAGGAUAAAGCCAAGUCAGCACCAAAACUACAUUCCUUGUUCCAAGAACGAAAAUUUCCUGAUGGAACUCCAUUUUACUUUAAUCCACUUCAUGGUGUGAUUACCUUAACCUUUGUGCCAGCACCACCUGAGCCAAAGGGCGGAAUACUUGCCGAUGAAAUGGGUCUCGGAAAAACUGUAGAAGUGAUUGGCCUUAUCGCCUCAAAUAGAAUCAAGGGAAAGAAAACAACACCUACUGUUGUAGGUGACAAGUACUUCUCAAGUGCUACUCUGGUUGUCACACCUCUAACUAUUGUCGAUCAAUGGAAGCAAGAAAUUGAACGUCACACCAACAAUCAACUCUCAGUUUAUGUAUACCAAGGAAAUAGACGUAUUAGAGAUGUUGCAACGUUAUUGAAAUAUGAUGUGAUAAUUACUACAUACAAUACUCUGAGUUAUGAAUACAGUCAAACAUUCAUAACAAAGGAAAGAGCAAAUGCAAAGAAAAAGACAAAAGAUACAGCACCACAGCAACCAAGUCCCAUCUAUAAGAUGAAGUUUUUCCGUGUUGUAUUGGACGAAGCUCACAAUAUCAAGAACAGAAAAUCUCUUCAGUCUAGAGCAACUGCAGCAGUUGAUGCUGAGAGAAGAUGGGCAGUUACCGGUACUCCAAUUCAAAAUCAUAUUGACGAUUUGUACUCACUAUUCCACUUUUUGAAAGUUAAUCCUCAUGGUGAUUGGAGAUGGUGGACCAAAUAUAUCGGAAAGCCAUUCGAAAAGAAGGAUAAGAAGGCUAUUGGGGCUUUACAAUCUGUUAUCAAAAAAUUGGUCAUUCGUAGAACAAAGAACAAGAGAGUGAAUGGAAAACGUAUUGUGGAGCUUCCUAAAAAGCAUGUUGAGACUGUUUCAAUACAGUUUUCACAAGCCGAAAUGACCUUCUACAAAUCUCUGUACGAGUACAGCAAGGGCAAAUUUAACGAAUUUGUGAGAAGCAAUACUGUUCUCAAAAAUUAUGCAAACAUUUUGGAAAUGCUUUUGCACUUGAGACAGGUUUGUAAUCAUCCAGCCCUUAUCAUUACAAGCUUCCAAAAGAAGACUGACAAAUCAACCAUGAACGGAUUUUUGGAAAACUUUGAGCAAAAGAAUGGAUUUGAGGUUUAUGACACUAUUUUGCCAAUGUUACCUCAAGUGUUGAAGCUCAACAAGGAAAAAUUAAAGAUGAGGCAAAAUAAUGAAGGAGAAUCAGUCAUUGCCUCUCAACUAAAGAGCAUCAACGUUAGCAAAUAUAUGAAAGCGAACUGGAGAUCAAGCAGCAAGAUUAACGCUCUCAUUGAAAAAUUACGCUCACAAGAAUACGGUACAAAAUCAGUGGUAUUCUCCCAGUGGACAUCAAUGUUAGAUUUGGUAGAAGUGGCACUCGAAAAGUCAGGUAUUCGUUUUGUAAGAUUGGACGGUAAAAUGCAAAGAAAAGAUCGUGACGAUGCCGUACAAAAGUUCAAACAUGAUAAUACGAUUCAAGUCUGCCUAAUUUCUUUAAAGGUUGGAGGUACUGGACUUAACUUGGUUUGGGCCACCCAUGUCUUUUUACUUGACCCUUGGUGGAAUCCAGCAAUUGAAGAACAAGCUAUUGACAGAGUUCACCGUAUUGGUCAAGAUAAGCCUGUCACCGUUUACCGAUUUGUUGUCAAGGAUUCUGUUGAAGAGCGUAUAUUGAGCUUGCAAAAGAGUAAGACUAAAAUUGCCAACGAUGCUCUUAAUAUUGGAAGUGAUGAUGACGAAGACGAAACUUGUACCACCUAUGGAACGUCUUAUUUGGGCGGAUUUGGUGGAGGAGCUCUUAAAUCUUCGAGAAAAUAUGACUCUGACGAAGAGUUUGAAGAUGACGAUGAUGGCUUUGACGAAGUCACUAUUGACGACCAAUUGGAUGACGAGGAAGAAGUGAGCGGAGGCAUGUUUGGCCAUACCAAGAAAGAUGCUCAAAAACUUCGUCUCAAGGAGCUCACCACAAUUUUUGUCUAA